GUAGUAUAAGUCGUAAUAUAGUAUAUUUUCCAGUUAAGCGCCAUCUGCAAUAGUGUUGUAGUCAGUGCCAUUUGGGGCCAUCAACCAAGAAGCAGGGUAGUACGUACAUCCUGCGACGCGCAAUCGUUUCAUAUUUUUGAAAGUUUUAAAUUAAAAAAAAAAAAAAAAUUUGUUUUGCAAAAUUUUUUCUACAGGACAAAAAGCACGAGAAAACUCAUUUCUUAAAAAAACCAAAAACCAUUUCAAAAAUAAAUAGAUGAAAAGAAAAUUAUUUAAAACAUAUAUGCAUAUGUACAUAUAUGGAAGUAUUUUCUUUUUUUUUUUCCUUUUCGUAGAAAGAACGAAAACUUUCCCAGAACAAAAGAAUCUUUGCGCAUAUAUCGGAAAAAAAUAAAAAAGAAAUAUAUCAGAACAAGAAAUCCAGUGAUUUUACAAUAACGACGUAUAUGUUACGAGUGGUACGUCCAACCGAAAUUUUCUGUCUAUAUUUUUUUCUAAAUAAAAAUGCAGAAAAAAGUGAAGUAAAACCGAAUGAAAAACAUCUGAUACGUCUUAGUUCUUUUUUUUUUUUUGGGUAAUUUGUACCGAGAAACGAAAAAACGACAAAAAAAAGAAAAAGAGAGAGAAAAGUUACUCAAAAAUUACCUGAAAAUGGUUGAAGCCCAGCAAAGAAAAUUUGUUUUAUGUACGUAUCGGUUAUAUAAUUACAAACAUUUGCGAAUGUUACCAAACGCUUAUUGCAAACUAAAAGAAAAAUUGUGAAAUAUUCUUGAAAAACAAAAACUAAUCGAAACUUUGAAUUCUUCUUCGUCCUUUACUUCUACUUUUAUAAAAAAAAAAAAAAUACAUUGAAAAUGUGUUGUGCAUUUCGUUAUCUAUUAAACUUGACCGACUGCACAUACUCGUCUUUGUCUAUGUUUUCCCAUCUUUGGAAGUGAUUUAAUAGGUGUUUAUGUGCGCGUGAGUGUGUAUGUAUGUAUAUUGUGAUUGUGUAAUUGUAAAAUAAAAUGCGUCUAAUAUUUUAUUUAAAAUAUUUUAAAUUUAAUUAUACACAAUAUUAAAUGCCAAAUACCUUCGCCCACUGACUACAGAUAAUAUGGAUAUUAAAGGAUAUUAAAUCAUAAUAAAAAAAAAAACAAUAUCGUAAGAGUGCCAAGGAUUGCGGAUAUAUCUCUUAUCUAAGUAAUUAUAAUUUAGUGCAAGAGUUGCGAAACAGUCUGCCUUCUUUUAUGUUUUGCAUUCAAGGAUUUGAUAUCACUUCACAAUUAAUAAUACAUCGAUUUACGGAAUUUUAUUUGUGGAAAAGUGUUGAUCGAUAAUGUCAAAAGUCGCUAUUAAAUGUACAUAAAGACAAUGCCGACAAUGAUGAUGGGGCCAUGAGCCCAUCAUUCAAAACAUUGAGUUGGAGUCGCAAGCGCGUCUCAAGCGGGCCUGCACCAUGCUAGCACCGCCGAACCCGAGGUCAAUAUGCGGCCAGGACCCGGGCUGGUCGUGAUGGCGCUUGCGUUUAUUUCGGGGGCUCGGCGUGGCAGCACCAGUAUUAGUUCCAAGACUUUAACGUCGUUACCGACGUCAUCGUCGUCAUCGUCAUCGUCGUCUUCGAUAUUAUCGUCACCGUCAUCGUCCUCAUCAUCCAUCACUACCACAACUACAGAAACAUCCGCAUUCAAAAAUUUACAAACCACUAUUGAAAUAUUUGGUCAGACCUUGACUCCUGACAGUGUAAAGUGGGGAAGAGAAGAAAAACGAAAUUGGCAACGUAUUGAGAAAAAAUCAACGACACCUGUAACAUCACCGACUUUAACGAAUGGUCUCUAUUUAUCUGAUAUUUUAAACUAUCAUCCUACACCCGAACUGGUACUACCCGUGCAACUAAAACUAUCACUUUACUUAGAUUCUCGUAGCCGUUCGACAAGGAAUUUGGCUUUCACACCCGUAAGCCGCCGUCGUACACAUAAAAAGACUAAAUCGAAACGAAAAGCACGUAGUGCUAGCAGCGGUUAUAAUAUUAACCUAAAUAACGAAUUUGCGUUUAAGGGCGAUCGGUCAGAAGAUAUCUCUACUUCCGACGUGGCCAGCAAUAGCGGUAGUAGCAUUGAUUUAAAGCAAGAGAAAACCAAUGGUUUAACAGUUUACUUCCCCGUACACUCAUCCGAUUCCUCUAAAUCAUUUGACACAGAUGAUGUAUUUGCUUUAGUUGCCGAAGACGAUUUAUUGUCGGAAGAGAGUUUCGAUCAUCUUGUUAAAUUAAAAGACGACAAAAUUGGUUAUCUAAAUAACGGAGAAGACUACAGCGAAACGGAGGGUGUAGUUGGUGACGGAGCACAGAAUAGAGGUAGCAGUGGUGGCAGUGAGAAUAAAUUUAAUCAUAAGGACAAUGAUGAUGAUGAUGAAUACAUAUUUGAAAGGAAAAUUUCAAAGCAACAACAAACAGGCGAGAAAAUUAGAAAACUCAUUAACAACGAGCCAGAGCAGGCAACAAUAUUAGUCGCUCAACAAAGCAAUAUAAACCAAAAUAUUAAUCGCGAAGUUGAGCGUCUAUUUAAUCAUUCAAAGCAUUCUUUAAUCCAUAACGAAAAAAGAAAUUUUAAGACCACCAUUAGUGAUACUGUCAAUAAACCGCCGAGUAAACAUCGAUCCAUCAUCGAGAGUAAAUACCCGAUUGCACGCCUUAAUCCUUGGAUAUCAGCUUGCGAUCUGGCUCAACCUGGACCUAUAGCAGCACCGGAUUUGCAGGGUGAGUGCUCAACUGGUACACUGUCUGUGGCAUGGGUCGAUGAGGGUCCCGGCCCGCCAACUUGUCCCAAAUCGUGUAAAGACCUACCACUGAAUAAUAGUAACCAUAAUAUUAAAGUUAAUAAUACCAAUGAUAAUACUAACAAUGAUAACAAUUUGAUCAACAACAAAAACUUUAAUAAUAAUAAUCACAAUAAUCAUCAUUUUCGUAACGAUAAAAAAGUAGUAACUAAACCUGUAAGUUAUGCAAAUAACUUUAACAUUAAAUUAAGAAAUAGUCGAAGGAGUAAAACGAAAGAACCGGUAACUGCAACAGCGGCAACACCGUUUAAUAAUCAUAAUAAUAAUAAUAAUAAUAAUAAUAAUAAUAAUAAUAGGCAUUAUAACGAAAGGAAAAAAUCGCUAAAUUUCAAGUUCAAUCCACAUCAUAAAAACUAUAAUAAAAACUUUAGCAAUAGUCAUAAUUUUAAUAUGGAAAAUAAUUCUAAUCGGACAGAAAAAAGGAAUUCAACAAAGGAUCAGGUGUUAAUGCAAAAGAUUGAAGAUAAACUCAUUGGAGCAACAAAUGCAAUAGAAGCUAAAAACGAGAUAACAACAUUAACAACAGCAGCUACAACGAUGACGCUAUCGGCUUCACAUAUGAACGCUUCAACUGCCUUUGAUUCAACCGCAAGAGCAACGGCCACCACCAUCAUCGCGACCGACGCCACGGCCCCCACCAGUAGCACCGACAUCAAAAACAUAACCACAAAUCGAGAACAUAAUGAGUUAAAUGCAGCCUAUUUUAAGCAAAGAUAUAAUGUGAAAAACGCAAUUACAUCGCCAAUCGCAAUCGUUGCUGAUACAAUGCCAUUGAGGAGACUUGCAAACACCAACAACAAUAAUAAUAAUAAUAACAACGUCAAAGAUAUAUUUAAAACCAAUGUCAAAGCGAUUAGAUAUGAUGGCAAUGAUGGUAACGAAUUGAUAUACAAUCGUUUAAUUUCGGAUUACAACCAUAAUAAUAACAACAACAAGCGUAGCCUGCGAAAUUUUAAUACAUUAAGCAGUCAAACAAGAGAUCAACCUUUUAAAUGGAUGCCUGACAGUAAUCAAUUAAUUAUUGAAGACUAUGGUAGCGAUUAUAAACAGCAAACGGUGUUUUAUGGACAAGGAGACGAAGAAAAAAACAAAAUUAAUGAAAAUGAAAGAAAAAGAAAACAACAAAAACAACAACAGUGCCUUGAAUACUUGGGCGAUAGCGAUAAAACAAUGCCCAAGCACUUGUGCAAUCUAAAAUCACCCGGUGAAUUAUUGCCGCAAUUGCGUCAAUUGCGUUUAAAAAAUUGUUGCGAACGUAACGUCUACAGCGCACUGCAUACUUUAGCAUUAAAUAUCACACUUAGCGGUGGGAACGAAUGCGAGCAACUUCUUAAUCAUAUAAUGGAAUUGGAUGCCUUAGCUGCACGCAUUACUUGUGGUCUUUCUAAUAUUUUGUAUCGCUUCGAUUGUCGACAAGUCUAUUCAAUCAUACAUCAAUGCGAUGAUUGUAAGGAAGCCUAUCGCAGAUGGGUUUGCAGCACAUUGGUCCCGUAUUUCGCUGAACCAAGCGAUGUUAUUAUAAUUGAUGACAACAGCAGCAAUUACAACAACAACAACAUUAUUGAUAAAAACAAAAACAACAACUAUAAUGAAAGCGUAAUAUCAAAAGUUGCGGCAACGAUUGGUACAACACAUCAUGUAGUCAGUACGACGAGAAAUGCUGGUGCCGUCAAUACAACUCACAAUAGCUUAUAUUCACUAUCACCGCCAUUAUUGUUACCAUCGUCGCCCCUACCGACAUCAGAGUUCGCUAUAGGCUCCCGUAAUGAAACAAUAUUAAAUAAUCUUCAGCGGACUGCUGGAAAUGCUACAGCCUUACUAACGGCGAAUUUAAUUGUCUCAAAAAGUGAAAAUCACCAUCAACUGCGACAAGAGGAACGACAACUCAAUAACAGCAGCAAUAACAAUUAUCAUAACAUUAAUGUGAAUUUCAUUAAUAGCGACAUGAACAUUAAUAGCAAUAGCAACCAUAAUAACAACAACAUUAUUAAUUACAUAAAUUAUGAACGCAACAAACGUCAUCUCACUAAACCAAAAAAGUCAUCCGCUAAAAGUAAGCAACUACACCAGUCGCCGGCGCUAACAUAUUCUGAUGUCAUGCAAUACAGUACAAUACAAAAUGAUAUCAAUGUAGACAUCAAUUGUGCGACGUUAGCAACGACACGAAGACGAAGACGCAAUAUCAUUAACGAUACAGACCAGCCCCAGCGACAACGUCAACAGGAGCACGAGCCACUUAAACUACAAUCCAAUAAUUUCAUAUCGACUGCCAUUAAUAUGAAUCCUGUGAGAAGAGAGGGUUCAGUGAUAUCUCAAAAUUUAAUGAAAAGAAUAAAAGGAAAAAUCGAAUUUCGUAAACGACGUAGGAUACGACCCUGUCUAAGUGUAUGCCAAACAGUAGAACAAAAAUGUCCGUAUUUGCUGCCUGCAGAUCGAGCACCAGCGCUGCCAACACAAUAUGCCGGAGAGCCAACAUUUUUAUGUUUAGAUCAAAAUAUACCGGAGACGGGGGAACAAUUAAAAAAAUCCAGUCAUGGCCCAUCAGAUUGUUGUUACACGUACUGUGGGGAUGUGCAAAAUGGGUUAUGUACCUAUUGCAAUGAAUACGCUGAAAUUAGAGAAACCGAUCUCUUAGCUAUUAGCGAGAAGAGAAAAACCCGCAAUAUAACGCUGCAGCCAACAAAGAUAAAAAAUGAAAAACCACCCAUCCGUCUGGAAACGCGAAUACGAGCAAAGUUAGGUCUAAAUCAGACCGACGAUAAUGUACGAAUGGCCAGUAUAGCUAUAACGAUAACAAACGAAACUUUAUGGCCUACGAAUGAGACACAAUUAAUCGAAAGGCUGCCCUAUUAUGCAUAUUGUGAUGGUGUCUUCUAUUAUGAUGACGAUAUUAAUGAUAUGCCCGAGAAGGCAACAUCAGGAAAUUGUUAUGCGUUGCCGACAAUGCAAAGCCGCUGUUCUAUACCGUAUUACGCAGAUGAUUACGUAUCAGCUGCAAAACGUAGCCAAGAUUUAAGCAGAAGUCAAUGUUGGUUACUAUGGUUGAGCAUAAUAUUAUGUCUAAGUAGCACUUAUAGGUCAGUUAAUUAUCAAACCAUACAAAAGAGAAUACUCCAUCACGAAAGCUACAAGUAUAUCGGCAGUGACCUCAUACAAUUGCAUAAGCAUCAAGGGAUUAUUGUUUACGAUUACAAUAAACGAUUGCCUAAUAAAAAAUUUAUGAAGUGGAUGUUUGAGGUGAUAACGAUGACGCGAUGCAAGGUCGUUAUUAAAAUUUAUAAUAAUGGUGUGGAAGGUAGUACUUUAAAAAUUUUAAGCCAAUUCGCUAGACGAUCAAAACUUAAAUUAAAUAUUUAUAAACACGGCGACUGCAACGGCAAUAAUAAGAUCAAUCUAGGCACACCCCAUACAUUUAAAAGCAAGUUAUUAUUAUUUUUAAAGGAAAAUUUAAUAUUAAUUAUAAAAAUUGUUAUUGCUGUUGAUGCUGAUAAUAUUCAACGACAACAACAAAAACAAUCACAAAAACAAAAAUUUAACAGUAGUAGUCGUCAAAGGAGAAGACAAAAUAAAGACAGUCAAAGUCAAACUCAUUGUAGUUAUAGUUGUAGCAAUGGUGGUAUUGGCCGUCGUUGCAGAUAUUGCGUCGAAAUGAAUCUUUACAGCGAACAACAACGAGGAGUGCCAUGA
Glossina fuscipes is the source of this 6504-nucleotide messenger RNA. RefSeq lists its product as uncharacterized. NCBI's taxonomy places the organism in Eukaryota, Metazoa, Arthropoda, Insecta, Diptera, Glossinidae. Gene Ontology annotation, molecular function: stretch-activated, monoatomic cation-selective, calcium channel activity. The transcript is spliced from 9 exons. Gene Ontology annotation, cellular component: plasma membrane. Gene Ontology annotation, biological process: calcium ion import across plasma membrane. Bases 1468 to 6504 code for a protein of 1678 amino acids. The record is from RefSeq and is a predicted model, not a curated record.